Molecule: messenger RNA, 2330 nt
Organism: Oreochromis aureus
Lineage: Eukaryota; Metazoa; Chordata; Actinopteri; Cichliformes; Cichlidae
Gene: tab1
Product: TGF-beta activated kinase 1/MAP3K7 binding protein 1
Exons: 11
Coding region: 81-1604 (507 amino acids)
Biological process (GO): protein dephosphorylation
Cellular component (GO): cytosol
Molecular function (GO): protein serine/threonine phosphatase activity
Source: RefSeq, a predicted model, not a curated record
CUUGCCUCCCAACUUCAGACUUUGAAGCUGAGAUUUUCUACCUCUGUGCUGAAUCGUGAACGUAACGAGUUCCGUUCAACAUGGCGGCCCAGCGUAGGAAUUUGAUGCAGAGCCAGCAUCAAAGCUGGACAGAUGACCUGCCUCUGUGUCAGAUGUGUGGGGUCGGAACAGCACCCAACUGUGUGUACGGCCCUGAUGGCAAAGGAACUCAGAGCCACCCCAACGAGGACGGACACCUCAGGUUCAGAGGUGACGAUGGCUGUUUCCUGUACGGGGUUUUUAAUGGUUAUGAUGGCAGCAGAGUGGCCAACUUUGCUUCCCAGUGUCUGACAGCGGAACUGCUCCUGGGGCAGCUAAACUCCGGUCACACAGACAACGACGUCCGCAGGAUCCUCACACAGGCCUUUGAUGUGGUGGAGAAGAGCUACUUUGAAACCAUAGAUGAUGCUCUGGCUGAGAAGGCUAACCUGAGCAACUACCUCCUACCGCACAAUGAGAAUGUUCCGUUCCACCAGCUUUCUCCUCAGAGUCAAAAGGUGAUGGAGCGGCUGAAGGAGCUAGAGCAGGAGGUGUCAGGAGGCGCCACGGUUGCGGUGGCGCUCAUUCUCAAUAACAAGCUCUACAUUGCAAACGUUGGGACGAACCGAGUCCUGCUGUGCAAGUCCAGCAGUGACGGCCAGAACCAGGUGCUUCAGAUCGGUCGACCGCACAGUACUGACAACGAGGAUGAGCUGCAGAGACUGGCUGCACUGGGACUGGAUUCAGCUCGGAUAAGACAAGCGGGCCAGAUAGCGGGACAGAGCAGCACCAGAAGGCUUGGAGACUACCGAGUCAAAUUUAACUACAACGAGAUUGACCUGCUCAGCGCGGCCAAGUCAAAGCCAGUUGUUGCGGAGCCAGAGAUUCACGGCGGCCAGUCUUUGGAAGGCGUCACAGGCUUCUUGUUGCUGAUGUCAGAGGGACUGAUAAAUGCCCUAGAGUCCGCCCAUGGUCCUGAACAGGCUAAUCAGGAAAUUGUUGCCAUGGUAGCAGCAGAGCUAGCCCAGCAGACCAGUCUGGAGGCGGUGGCUCAGUCUGUGGUCGAUCGGGUCAAGCGGCUUCACCACGACGUGUUCGUGUCCGGCCGUCAGAGGGCGACUUACUGCUCUCGACACGAAGACAUGACCCUGCUCAUCCGCACGCUCAACUACCCACUGGCUGAUGCAGCGCUCACGCCCACGCAGGGCGGCCGUGUCUGUCCCGUGUCUGUGCCCUACUUAAACAGCCAGAGCACCAGUAAAACCAGUGUCACCCUCUCGCUGGUCAUGCCCUCACAAAGCACCCUGACCAAUGGAACCAACACGGCCUCCACCCUGGAGGAAGGCACCCCCACACCUGGCAGUCAGAGCCCCACAGCCACUCUGCAGUCCACCAACACCCAGACGCAGAGCUCCAGCUCCAGCUCAGGAGAUGGAAGCCUGUUCCGCCAGAGAGGGAGUCAAGCGGCGCAGCCUGACGAGACGGGCAGGGUCCCGCCCUACGUGGACUUCAGUCAGUUUUACCGACUGUGGGGGAGCGACCAUGGCGACGGCCAGAGCAUGCAGGGAGGCCUGGGACCGCAGUGAGACCCACUGGAGUUUCCAGCAAAGCUGGCACAUGGAUUUUUAAAGGGACAAGUAUUUAGGGACGUGAUGGGAUGACUUAUAAUAUCCUGUUAAUGUAAUGUUACUACAUAUAAGUGACCUAAAGGUGCAUGGGGAUGAACUUCUCAACAGAAGUUGAAGACGAUGAAAUGCUGGGAAAACAUUGUCACUUCACUCCAAACUGAUGUUUGGUCAUUUGUAAAAGACAAAGGUGAGUGAGUGAAUCCAUGUAAUCCAGAGUAAUUAUUGUCAGAUGUAAAGACACCAAAAGGGGAAUCUCAUGGACUGGGAAGCUUGUGGAGCUGUGAAAUCACUCACAUACUGUAAGGCCUUAAAAUUGAAUAAAUGAAUGCUUUAUAAAGUACUGUUUAAGUUGUAAUGACAGUAUAUCUCCAGAUUAAUUCCCAUCACCUUUAAUUUUCCCAAAUAGUUCUUCAAUAAUUGAUUGCUUUGACGUCCUGAGCUUCAUUAAACGCCUCAAAGGUCUGCUUAUAUGGUUGUUAUGACAGCAACUAAUGUAACUAGCGGUCACACCUGCAUCGUUGUGUUGUCAUUUCCACACAGCCCAGAGGUUUAUUCAGGGAUUGACAGUUUAGAAUAUAAACAUAGCAUGUACAGGAGGGCUUAUUAGGGAUUUCAUCAUGAUAUUAGUUUUAACCAGCUACCAGCUGGGACUGAAGCUGGUAAUAAAGAACUUGCUUUAAAGUG